Molecule: messenger RNA, 6398 nt
Organism: Rattus norvegicus (Norway rat)
Lineage: Eukaryota; Metazoa; Chordata; Mammalia; Rodentia; Muridae
Source: RefSeq, a predicted model, not a curated record
CGCCCGCUCGCCCGUGGUCCCUCCCGUCGGUCCCUCCCUCCAGCUCUUCAGUCCCUCCUCGCCCUGCCUCCUGCGCGCCCAGCCCAGCCUCCGCCCGCGGGGACGUGUGUGAGUGUGUCUGUGUGUGAGUGUGUGUGUGUGUGUGUGUGCGUGCGUGCGCGCGUGUGUGGUGUGUGUGUCUCCAGUGCGAUUUCCCCUUUCUCUCACUCGCCUCAGCGCAGCUCUCCAGCGGCUCGCGCCCCCUCCCCGACAGCGGGCGCCCCCCGCCGCCCUGCCCCUCGGCGUGGGCCUCCCGAGAACCUCGGGACUCCCGUCGCACCGCCUGCACCCCGAUUCCUCUUCAGCCGGGGUGCCGCCGUCUCACCUGGGGUUCGCAUCUCGCUCGCCCUCCAACUUUGCCAUUGGCGGCGGCGGCGGCGGCGGUGGGACGUGUGGGAGAAGCCCAGCGCCUCGCCCGGCCGCCCGCCCGCCCGGACCAGCCUGCCCCGGCGCCGAGGUUGCUCUUGUGGUUGGCCUAGCCCAGCAUGCAGCCUUGAGCCUGGCAUAGGCCACACCCACUCCAACUCUGGAUAUCCUCCCCGGAGGCUCAGAGAAGGCACUAGAUUGAUCCUAAGGUGCCCGAAUAACAGCUGUUCAACAAGGAACCACCACAGCUCCAGGGAGCCGGGGGAGUCUUCUUGUCAGCUCUGGCGGAAGCCACUAUGGCUAUUGCCCUGCAGCCCAGCGAUCUGGUCUUUGAGUUCGCAAGCAACGGGAUGGAUGAUAUCCACCAGCUGGAAGACCCUUCAGUGUUCCCAGCUGUGAUCGUGGAACAGGUCCCCUAUCCUGAAUUAGUACAUCUGUACUCAGGACUGGAUCUGGAUGAAGUCCACAGUGGCAUCAUAAGGGACAGGACCUUGUGCAUGACACAGGAUCAGAUCUUAGAAGGCAGUAUUUUGCUGACAGAUGACAAUGUGUCCACCUCAAAUAACUCGUCAUCUACUGAAGUCCUAUUCAAUGUGGCAACUCCCAGUGAUGUCCUGGAUGAGAAGCAGAUCUUCAGCACACCGGAAGUGCUUCCAGACUCCAACUCUGUUCAGGCCAUCAAUCUGCCCAACUUCCUGCUUUCCACCCCUGAACCUGAUGACCCAAAGAAGACAAGUGAUGCUGGUGACCAGAAGGAGUAUUCUCUGGAGGAGGUUUCCAGAGAGGAAAAUCUUAGGAAGAUUGGGAAGUCACGGAAGAGAAACCGAAAGACAAAGAACAACCGAAGUACCUCACCUGUCACUGACCCCAGCGUGCCCAUCCGGAAGAAAUCCAAGGAUGGCAAAGGCAGCACCAUUUAUCUGUGGGAGUUCCUCCUGGCUCUUCUGCAAGAUAGAAACACCUGCCCCAAAUACAUCAAGUGGACGCAGCGAGAGAAAGGCAUCUUCAAGUUGGUGGACUCCAAAGCUGUGUCCAAGCUGUGGGGCAAGCAGAAAAACAAACCUGAUAUGAACUAUGAGACUAUGGGGCGGGCCCUAAGAUAUUACUAUCAGAGAGGAAUCCUGGCCAAAGUGGAAGGGCAGAGGCUGGUAUACCAGUUCAAGGAGAUGCCUAAGGACUUGGUGGUGAUUGACGAUGAGGAGGAGAGUACUGAAACACCAGAAGACUCUUCCCAGGCCUCUACUUCCUCCACACCCUCUACCAGUACCACCCGGAGACCCAGCUCCAGGGUUGUAACCAGAGCCUCCCCCGAGGACAAGGAUAGUCCUUCCUGGGAGAAGCCAAAGGUUGAACACACUGGUCUCCAGCCCUCUGCAAGCCUGGAGUUAGGAUUAUCUGUGGAUGAGGAGGUCCCGACUACCUCCACCAUGAUUGUCAGUCCACUACAGAGCCAGGCCAAGCCCGCCAAAACUGUGAGUACUUCAGCGCCCAGUAACAUCCACCUAGGAGUAGCCCCAGUGGGGCCCGGCUCCACGGUUACCCUGCAGACCAUCCCACUGACUACGGUGCUGACCAAUGGGCCUCCUGCCGGUACUACUGCUCCUGCUCAGCUCGUUCUUCAGAGUGUCCCACAGGUGUCAACGUUCAAGGACACCCUCACUUUGCAGACUUCCUUUCCCCUGAAUGCCAGUUUGCAAGAGAACCAGGUGGCAACCCAAGGGACCCCAUUGAUCCUCAGUGGUCUCCCCCAACUUCUGGCCGGGGCCAACCAUCAGAGCAACCCGGUAACAUCCCAGGUCAUAGGUGCUGGGUCAGCAGGACCCAGCUCUCAGCCCCCUGGGACUGUCAUUGCUGCCUUUAUCAGGACUUCUAAUGGCACUUCAGUGCCUGUGGUUAAGGAGGGGCCCUUGAGGUCCUCUUCAUAUGUGCAGGGUGUGGUAACUGGGGCCCCAGUGGAGGGGCUGUUGGUCCCUGAAGAGACCCUAAGAGAGCUCCUGAGAGAUCAGGCUCAUCUUCAGCCACUUCAGAGUCAGGCGCUCUCAAGAGGUUCCCAUAACCUGAGCCUUGUGGGGAACCAGACUUUAUCUCCCCCUAGCCACCCCACUGUUGGGCUAACUCCGGUGGCUGAACUUGAGCUCUCAUCCAGCUCAGGGUCCCUGUUGGUAACUGAGCCUAAUAUGACCACAUCUGGGAGCCUGCUGACCAGAUCCCCCACCCAGGCCCCUUUCUCCCCAUUCAAUCCCACUUCCCUCAUUAAGAUGGAGCCCCAUGACAUAUAAACAAAGGGAUCAAAAGUAUGACCCUCCGGGGCAAAAUUGUGAAACAUUUUCGUGUGGACUUAAGUAGAGUACCCGCCCUUACAUCUAGUGCGGUGAGAGAAAAUUUGAUUCCAAGUUCCCUAGACCUAUCUGGCGUCGUUAUGACCAAAGUACGCCCAGCUCAAGCAUCGCUGGCAUCAGACAUGGCCUUCAAGAGCACUAGGGAGUGGAUAGGCUCUUGAAAGGAUAAUGAGAUGACUUGGUGAUGGAGGGACAUCCACAAGCCAGGAAGCCGCUUGUGGUCAGAGCUGGUCAGCUUCCCAAGAAGAGUUAAGUCUGGUCAUACUUCGCUAUCUAUAUUCCUUACACAGGGAACUUACCAUCCGAUAUGUGAAUAUCUUCUUCGUAUGCAUUUGUGUGCACUUGUGGUUCUGUAUCUUCAUUUCUUUGGGGAGGAUGGGAUUUAGAUGUCAGGUCUUUUCUUCGUGUGUGUGUGUGUGUGUGUGUGUGUGUGUGUGUGUGUGUGUGUGUGUGUGUGUUUCCGUCCAUUCCUAGGUCAGCCACAGAGAUGAGGCAUUUUUAAGAGAAAGCACUCUAACUUUUUUUUUUUGCAAGCAACAAUGGCAUUCUGAGACUGGAAAGUACUGGUUGAAUGAAUGUCCCCCUCCCAGUCUAAAGAGAUGUCACAGAGCCGGAACAGGUCUUGGUAGGAGAGCUUCAAUGGGUGCACAUGCUGAGAGGACAUUGCUAAGGGACAAGAGUCCACUUACGUUAAAACCAUAGUGGGAGGGAAAAGGAGCACACUUAGCCCUGGGAGCACUUGCUUGUCAGAUUUACCUUGCUAUCAAGGUGCAACUUCAGUACUUUGCUGAAAGUUGUGGGGCAAAGCACUUAACUAUAGUCAGCCCCAGUUAUAAAGUCCCUAGCAGGACCUAAGUGGAUAGAAUGUCUGUCCAGGGCUUUUGGCUGUUUGGAUAAAAUCAGCCCUGUGCUUGACAAGAAUAGCCCUAUUUUGACCCAGUGUUCUUUGUUCCCUAGCUUGGGUUCCCUCUUCGUUCUGUUUGUCCUGAGAAGUUUCACCUGUCAUCAAUUGCUGAGGCUAGUGGGGUGGUAGCCCGGCUCCAGCCAUACAGUCUCGCUCUCUCUCCCAUCCUCACCCUCUCCCAGUGGCUCUGAAAGACUUUAGGAGGACUGUUGGUUUUCAUCUCCAGCCGUCACACACAGCCCAACUCUUGCUUCACUAAGGAGACAGGAGCAAGAACACAUGAGUUCCUACAUCCCCUGUUAGCAACUGACCCUGCGCCUCUUUCCCCUUUCUAGAAAGAGUUCUUCUGGUCUCUCUUAGUCUCUCAGCGAAGGGUCUCCAUUUCCCUUCCUUGAAUCUACUUGCCUCUCUCCUACCAGGUUUAGGGGCAAUGUGUAGAGAUGCCAGGCCCAGGAGCAAGUCUGGUGAAUUCGGUUAAUGUGAAUCAGUAUCCAGGACCUUUGCUAUGUCCUCUGUGCCAAAGCACCCACUUGACCUAACUACCUCCCUGGCUGGCCAUUGUUCUCCCCUACUGUUCUCUCUCCUUCCCUGGGGGGAAGGGACCAUCUGUGGCUAUGCAGGUGCAUUUGCCACAUUCCCAGCAAUUGACACUGAAAUGUCUGUUAUAAUAAAAUCGGCUUAGGAUGACAAUCUCUUGAUGGAUGGAAGGAAACAUCUCCAGAAAAGGUCACCAUUGUUGCUGUUAGUGUUGAUGUUCUUGUUGUAUUUGGGUUUUAGUUUUUGGGUUUUGAACUUGCUCUGUUGGUGAAGAUGACCUUGAACUUCCAGUUGUCUUGCCCACCCCACCCCCUUGUUGUCACUUAUGUUAUCACGGUGUGUUUCUAUCGACCAAACCCAUGACUUCAUGCAGGCUUGACGAGUACCCUUACUCUUCCAAGCUCAACCAGUUUUAGUGAGCACAAAGGGACAGCAUGAGUUGGGGUGGCCCUGCAUCAACCUGGGACCUGAAUUCUGCAUACACAUCCUAACUCCAAGGAAAUCCAUUCUCCUAAGGCUGUCAACACUCUCAUAGUCAAAUCAUCUUCUCCAUGGUUGUCUGGCCUUGUCAUCCCACACGUGCUGAGCCCUUCUACACCACUGUGCUUUUAGUUUCUGUGUGGGUUCCUCCUCAUCUCUUUGUGUGUGGGUGUUCUCCAGGUGUCCCACUCUUGUCACCGGCCAGUUCUUUAAGGUAAGGUCAAUCCAGAACUUGCUUCUCUUAAAUCCCUGGCGCAUGGCUCUGGUGAUCUGCUUCUGUUAAUGAUGCCACCAUUUUCCUGACCUUCUUCUAUACUGGAAAUCUCAGAGCUGUCUGGUGUGCUAUAUGUACUUGAUCCUGCCCCUUACCCUCAUCUCCUGAUAGCUGGCCUGUCUUCAUCCCCUGAGCCUCCAGCCUAGCUCUUACUCCUAGCUUCCGCCUUCCCAGUAUAUGUCAGCGCCCUGUUCAAUGUGACUCCUUAGCCCUUCACAUCUGGCAGGCUACUCGGCCUUCCUCAAUAAAAAGCCUUCAGUGAGUCCUGGCUUGAGGAUUGGGCCAAUACUUAAAAUGCUCACCACCACCCCCAGGCUCUUGUAGGGGGCCUAGGGCUAGCAUUAACCCUUUAGUUCCUGAAUCGUGACAGGGUCCAAGGAAUUGGGGAGCACUUGGAGAGCUAUGGGUAGUAAUUCUCGAAAGAUUUGAAGUUUGAUAUCAAUCCCACCAGGGAAAAGAGCUCCAAGUUGGUGGCACUUCACUAUUAGGUUCUCUGAUAUUCCCCAUGCCAUGCCACGUCCUCCAAAAGGGUUCCGUUUAACCAAUAUGUUCUAUCUUCUUCCUAACAACGAAAAAUUGUGUCUCAAGAUGGGAUUCGGUGGGAACAGUCAGUUCCUAACUUUUAAUUCUUAAACUUGUAACUGCCACUUGAUGGACAGGUGAUUAGAAACAGCCUGUGAUAGCUCUAUUGUAAUCACAAACUGCUACUUAGACCUUAAGUUCAGAUCUGUACCUUUAAUGUCCCAUGUGUGUUACUUCCUGGGGGGUGGGCACCACCGCGCCACCCACAAAACUGGGCAUACCUAUGAAGCAGGUGAGCAUCAAUGACAGGUUACUGAUUGAUCUGAUGAGAGCUGGGUAUCAAACUCUGAGGUAGCUGACCUCUGUCCUCCUCUCUCCUCAGGCAGUUACUCCAGGUGCUUCACUGCCCAGGGCCUGCCAUUCAUGGCUCAGUGCCCCCAUGGUACCACCUCACCCCGUCUUAACAUCCAAGAUUUGUAUUACUUUCAAUAUCCUCUGAUCCUAAAGACACCUUCCUAUUCAAUUUCUUCCCUACACAGUGUUAAACGAGCUAACUGGUUAACUAACCCUUGCUGACAAGCGUUAUGGACGAGGCUUACAGGAGAACCUCAGGAGACGGAGUUACUUUAACCAGAGUCAGGCAGCAGCAAUCCCCCUGCUUUUGUGAUGGCAUAAUGGAGUCAGGAGUCAAGUGGUGGUCCUCACCUCCCAGUGGCUAAUAUGUGAUUCCCUCCUGGCUCCCACAGCACUUUGUAUAUACCUCUCAUUGUAGCACAUGUAUGUAGUUCUUUGAUUGUGUUCAUGUAUGUCCCCCUCCAAUAGACUGUGAGCUCCUCAAGGCCAGGAGCUGUGUGCUAGUCAGUGAUGUAUCCCCAGCACCUAGCCACAGUGCCUGAUACACAGUAGGUGCUCAAUAAAUGUUUAUUGAAAGGCUGAA